AUGACGACGGGAAUGGCAGCGCGCCCUCGACCCCGCAGGACCUGCUGCAGCCCUUUGUGCACAUGCUCCAGUUUGCGCUGGAGGUGCUGGUCACCCCGCUUGCCGGCGAGGCCACCCACCCCGACACCGUGGCUCGAUGUGCUGGGCCGGCCAGCAAGCUCCUGCACACCCUGCGCUACUGCGCCGUGCCCCACGAAGACGGCUCGGGCCUGGUGGAAGGCAGCCACGCCCGUGUGGCGCUGGUCUGCGAUCUGGGGCUGGGGGUCCUCAGCCAACUAUGCAGCCGCCUGA
Messenger RNA from Auxenochlorella protothecoides, 291 nucleotides. RefSeq lists its product as hypothetical. The record is from RefSeq and is a predicted model, not a curated record. The transcript has 3 exons. Lineage: Eukaryota; Viridiplantae; Chlorophyta; Trebouxiophyceae; Chlorellales; Chlorellaceae. The coding region runs from base 1 to 291 and encodes 96 amino acids.